Messenger RNA from Haliotis rubra (blacklip abalone), 2596 nucleotides. Its product is annotated as NAD kinase 2, mitochondrial-like. Gene Ontology annotation, biological process: NAD+ metabolic process; NADP+ biosynthetic process. Gene Ontology annotation, cellular component: mitochondrion. Gene Ontology annotation, molecular function: NAD+ kinase activity. The transcript has 9 exons. NCBI's taxonomy places the organism in Eukaryota, Metazoa, Mollusca, Gastropoda, Lepetellida, Haliotidae. The coding region runs from base 306 to 1607 and encodes 433 amino acids. The record is from RefSeq and is a predicted model, not a curated record.
CUUCCUAUGUUUGACGUUGCCCAAGUUUCGGCGAUAUCGUAGCACAGAUUUAGCAUUUAGUUAAGAUUAUCCUAAUUCAGAAUUCUACUUUGGUUUUUAAAAAUCCGGGGGAUCACAAUUUCAAUAGCUUAGUUAUUACAAAAUACCAAAGGAUAGCUCUGCGUGUUAUAGCAUCAUGGCCGCCUUAGAGGGGACCUGCCAAGACCAAAAGUAGAAAAGCGAUAAAGUUGUUAUGAUACGCCCUAGGUUGUCAAAGUCUAUCAGAAUCUUUCUUGAUUCAACAAGUACACUUCAUAUUUUCUAAAAUGAACGUUCAGUGUUUGCAUGUCACGAAAUUAUUUUGCCACAUGCACCGACUGCCUUUUCGACUGACAGAUGCCGGGACGGUGUGGCCUUCAAGACUGUUCUGUUUACGUUCGUUAAGUACAGAUCUUGGUUCUGAUGACCGACCCGUUUUCACUCCGCGUAGAGCUGCAGUCUUGACAAGGAUAACUAGAUACGAGUUUGAGAAAAGACGAUGUAGCGGCUUGUCAGAGACAGACCUGAAGAAAAAUCUGGAGUCAAAAAACUCAGACUAUCAAGGACUUGUGGAUCGGCAUAACACACAUCUAGCAGGGCUGGAAGUGAUAAAGAAAAAUUUAGAAGGAGCUAACAUAGAGACGAGAAUUGUAAGUCGACUACAGUUUGACAGUAAACUGAUCGACUGGGCCGAUGUUAUAUUCACAGCAGGAGGAGAUGGAACCUUCCUGUUGGCUGCCAGCAAGGUCAAUGACAGAAGUAAACCUGUCAUUGGAAUCAACACCGAUCCAGAUAGAUCGGAAGGCCAUCUUUGUCUACCUAAAAAUGGCUACUGUGGGAAGAACUUCCAUUCUGCUUUGAAGAGAUUGCUGGAUGGGAACUUCAGGUGGAAAUGGCGUCAUAGAAUACGAAUCACCAUGUCAGGUUGCCAUGAUAAUGAUGAAGCAAUAGAGCUUCAUGAUCAACAAUUGCAGUUUGUUGAACAUAGAUUUACAGAACAUGUUCAAGAGAAUGAACAAGUCCGGCACCCCAUUUGUUCUAUGAGAGACAUUCCAACACAGCGUGUACUGCCAGUGCUUGCCCUCAAUGAAGUGUUUAUUGCAGAAAAGCUGUCAGCAAGAGUGUCUUAUUAUGAGCUGUCUGUGGGCAAGGGCCUCUCAGAGAAGCAGAAGAGCUCUGGAGUGACUGUGUCUACAGGCACAGGGUCAAGUUCAUGGUUCUUCCACAUAAACUAUCUCCCCGUGGAGGGGGUCAAGGAGAUAUUAGAUAUAGCCAACAAAUACACUGAACACAAGUUCCCUGUAAAUGACACCUCACUCCUUGAGAAGAUCAAGGACUCGUUCAACUACUCUCUGACCUUUGACCCAAGUGAACCGAGGAUGGCUUACAGCAUCAGAGAUCCUGUAGUAAACGAUGUGUUUAGAAUGAAUAAUCCAAGGGGAUUUGCUGACAAAGUCGUCAUUCGGUCGCGGAUGUGGGAUGCAUGUCUGGUGGUUGAUGGGGGUUCAUCGUUCCGGUUUAAUGAUGGUGCUAUCGCCACACUGGAGAUCUGUGACGAAGACGCUCUGCGGACAGUCAUGUUUCACUAGUUGAUUGUGCUGAAAAUACUAUAUGAUCAUUUUAAAAUGGCUUCCAGUCCCUCCCUAGACAUGAAAUGGCUAUGCUUUUCAUUGGACUAGCUGUUUUCUUCUUCAGCCCCAAUUCAGUGUUGAAUGUUAUCAGGUUUGGUGUGAUGUAGAUUCAAGUGUGAUAUGUGUGAAGAAAUGUUCGAGCUACAGUGGACACAGAAAGAGAUGCAUACUUCUAGGAGUGGAGAGCUUGUGCUUACAUCUAUGAGUAACAAGCUUGUAGUUAUAUCCAUGAGUGACGACAGUCUUCAUCAUGUUCUUUUAAUUGGCGUGAUAACCUGUGAAGUUUGAAGUGGUCAAGCAAUCAAGUUAUCCAUGGCAAGACAUGAAGGAAAUACAGGCAGAUAAAAUGUCUGAAGAUUUUUACCUUCUCCCACAAGAAUACAUGUAUCUACACUACUGACUAAGUGAGAUUGAUGUAUGAUCAGGUUUGCUGUGGUCGUGACAAUGCUGUAACAUUUGCUGUGUAUUAUUGCACGCUAGCACUGAAGUCAGUCCCGUGACAGAUGUACAUGUUUAGGGCAGCUUAUGAUAUAGGUUAUUUACCAAUGUCAGUUUUCAUGUGUUUCUGACAAACACUUACAUUGUAUUCAUCUGUCUGAUGGUGACAGCAUAUAAAUCUUUUAUUACAGGGUUAAGAGCUGAAACAGUUGCCGGUGUGGUUUUGUAUCACCUUGAAUUUACUGUCCAUGUUUUCAUACUUCCCCAUCAGUCUCUGAUCACAUUGUCAGAUUAUAGUGUUUGUUACUGCCGAAUGUGUAGCAAGCAUUAAGAUCAGUUUUUAUGAACACUGCAUGUUAUCAUGCUUACCGGUACUUUGCCUCCCACCCUAAAUGACAGGGUCAAUAUUUUCCAGCAUUUUGUUAUUUGUUUGCAAUGCUGCCUACAUGACCAAAGAUGUGGAUGAGUUGCACUGGUGCAACUUGAUUUAAUAAAAUCUACGACUAUCA